AUGUGCGACGUGAACACUGGGAUAGGAGCGGAACCCUUACCUCAUGAUCUUCCCUUGACUAAUCGCUUGAGUAAUCAAAAUGCAUUGAAUAAGUUCGUUGCCUGAAAGAAGAUGCUUUCGUAUCCAGAAUUUGGCCUUCGCAAUAAGCUUCUUGAAAAUGUCGAAGAUGAUUUCCUCUACCAUUUCGGUAUUGGAUUAAAAACUGUGGAUAUACCAAAGAUUUUUGGUGACACUAAGGUAAGGUUUCGAAUCGUUUCUGAGCUGAUAUGAGA
Messenger RNA from Strongylus vulgaris, 272 nucleotides. The record is from the annotation of a GenBank genome assembly. NCBI's taxonomy places the organism in Eukaryota, Metazoa, Nematoda, Chromadorea, Rhabditida, Strongylidae.